Messenger RNA from Tribolium madens (black flour beetle), 4896 nucleotides. RefSeq lists its product as uncharacterized. Gene Ontology annotation, molecular function: nucleic acid binding. Bases 2148 to 3641 code for a protein of 497 amino acids. NCBI's taxonomy places the organism in Eukaryota, Metazoa, Arthropoda, Insecta, Coleoptera, Tenebrionidae. The record is from RefSeq and is a predicted model, not a curated record. The transcript has 2 exons. Gene Ontology annotation, biological process: DNA integration.
ACGCCCGGUACAACAAAACUCCCCACAGUUUCUGGUUGAUGCUAUAAUAGUUCCAAAAAUUUGCAGUAACGUUCCUAAUGUUGCUCUACACACUUCGUCGUGGUCUCAUAUUGUCAAUUUGAAACUGGCUGAUGAACAAUUUCACACUCCUGGAGAAAUUGAUAUGUUAUUGGGUGCCGACCUCUUUCCGCUUAUUUUUGACUCUGAGUGUAUACAGGGUGGCGCAAAUGAACCAACCGCAAUAAAAACAAAAUUUGGAUGGAUUCUAAUGGGGAAGGUAGCAAUCAAAUCACAUCAAAUCGACCAAAACAUAAACUCGUUUCACUUGACAAUGGAGCAAGCCGAAUUAAAUGAAUCGGUUAAAAGAUUUUGGGAAAUAGAGGAACCUCCUAAUAGUCAUAAUUCUUCUCAAUCGUCAGAGGACAGAUUGGUGGAAGAAACGUUUGAAUCAAAACAUUAUCGCGAUAAUUCUGGCCGCUUUGCAGUUCCUUUAUUCUUCAAAUCUAAUGAAAAUUCAUUGACUUUUCCGGGUUCAUUCUCCAUCGCAUUACGUCGUUUUUUGUCAUUGGAACGCCGACUUAUUCAAAAUCCAUCACUAUACACUGAAUACGUGACAUUUAUGCAAGACUAUCUUUCUUCUGGUCACAUGCAAGCAUCUACAUCGUCCUCAUCUAUCGGCUAUUACAUCCCACAUCAUUCUGUAAUCCGGAUGGAUAGCCCAACAACCAAACUCCGGGUCGUCUUUGARGCUAGUUGUAAGUCUGCAAGUGGAAUUUCUCUCAACGACUCCCUGUUGGUUGGCCCUAAAUUGCAAAGCGAUCUCUUCCAAAUUCUCGUCCGGUUUCGUUUUCACUCACAUGUACUCAUUGCUGACAUUCGCCAAAUGUUUCGCCAGAUUCUGAUUCUUCCAGAACACCGCCAUUUUCAAAAGAUUCUUUGGCGRUUCGCGCCUACUGACCCUAUUCAAGAGUUCCAGUUAAAUACAGUAACAUAUGGAAUAGCUUGUUCGCCAUAUUCAGCCAUUCGCGUUAUUAAGAYACUGGCUGAGUCAGAUACAGAAUCUGCCUUUCCGCAAGCUUCUCGUAUAUUGUCUGAAGACAUUUAUGUUGAUGACAUCAUUACUGGCUGUCCUUCAAUUGAAGAAGGUCUUCAGAUUCGCAACGAACUUAUAACUUUAUUAGAUCGUGGUGGCUUUCAAUUGCGCAAGUGGGCCAGUAAUGCUCCGGAAUUGUUGGACGGAAUUCCUCCUGAAUUUUGUAAUACUCACCCUCUCAAUUUUGAUCAGGAAUCAAAUUCWUUUAUUAAGAUUUUAGGCCUCAAAUGGGACCCACUAAGUGACUGUUUUGCUUAUCAAAUUACCCCUUCUAAGCACUCGUGCACCAAACGUUCAUUACUCUCUGAAUUAGCUCGAAUUUUCGAUCCGGUGGGUUUCCUGGCACCUCUCACAUUUUUCGCCAAGCGUAUGAUCCAAUAUUUAUGGACUCUCGGACUCAGUUGGGAUGAUGCUCCUCCUGCUGACGUGGUAGCUCGAUGGUCCGAAUUUACCUCACAAAUGUCAUGCCUAACUGAAUUGCAUAUUCCUCGCAAGGUAACCCCGAAUGAGACUGUUUCUUGUUGGCUUCAUGGAUUUUCUGAUGCGAGUGAAGCUGGUUAUGCAGCCGUUGUUUACUUAAGAACCAUCUCUUUAACUCAACAAGUCAAUGUCAAACUGUUAUGUGCUAAAUCCAAAGUUGCUCCUUUAAAGAGGAUUUCUAUUCCCAGACUUGAAUUGUGCGCCGCUUUGCUGUUAUCAAAGCUAAUGGAGAGUGCAAUCGCUACACUGAAUGGUACGAUUAAAAUCAAUGGAAUUUUUGCAUGGACAGAUUCCACUGUGGUUUUGAAUUGGGUUCGUUCUUCUCCACACACAUGGAAAACCUUUAUGAGCAACAGAGUAGCUCAAAUUCAAAACGUGAUUCCUGGUUCAUCUUGGUAUCAUGUGUCAUCUUCAGAAAAUCCCGCAGAUUGUGCAAGUCGUGGAUUAGCUCCUAGGUACCCAGCUAGUCUCACAUCCUUUAUGGUGGGCGGGACCUCCAUGGCUUCUUGAUCCUAAGAACGAAUUUGACUCGUCUUCUCCAUUAUUAGACCUUCCCUCAGAGGCACAACAAGAAAUGCGAAAAUUUGUAUUGGUCUCAGAAAUCAAUUUUGACAUUAUUGACACGCUCUUAAAUAAAUUCUCAUCUUUACACAAAAUCAAGGCUAUCAUUGCAUGGUGUCUUCGUGUUGCUGAUUACGCUCGCCAUAGAACCCGUCGCCCUCUGUCAUUAACAGAAAUUGAAUUGCAAAAUGCUCUACACAUUCUCAUAAAACAUGUUCAAGCUUAUCAUUUUGCAGACGCAAUCGAAACUUUGCCUGACAAGGUGCGUUCUAAGCAUUUUCGUAAAUUGUCGCCUUUCAUAGAUUCUCAGGGACUUCUUCGUGUUGYAGGACGUCUUAUGCACGCAGAUUUAGGCUACGACGCAAAACAUCCCAUUUUAUUACCCUCUAAUCAUCGCUUAACUGACCUUAUAAUUGAAGACAUGCAUCGUCGUCAUCUUCACCCUGGUACUCAAACUCUACAGUAUCUCUUGCAACAACAAUUCUGGAUUUUAGGCGCUAAAAGACGUAUAUCACGCGUAAUUUCCCAUUGCUAUCGUUGUUGGCGUCUUAACCCAAAACCUAUUCAACCUCCAAUGAGUGACUUACCUAAACUUAGAGUUUCUCAAAUAAAGGCCUUUGCGUGUGUUGGUGUUGAUUUUGGGGGGCCAUUUCACAUUACUAUGGGAAAAUAUCGUGGUUGCAAGUCUCAAAAAUGCUACAUUUGCCUUUUUGUAUGUUUCACUACAAAGGCGCUACAUCUCGAAUUGGCAACGGACUUGUCAACCGAAGCGUUUUUACGCGCAUUGAAACGCUUUAUAGCUCGUCGGGGCAGGCCGACAUAUAUCUUUUCUGAUUGCGGUACUAAUUUUGUAGGGGCUGCAAAGGAACUGAAUUCUUUAAUGGAAGGAGCUGUAGUAGCCGAACGCUUAGAAUGGCAUUUCAAUCCUCCCUCUGCCCCUCACUUUGGUGGGCUCUGGGAGGCCGGAAUAAAAUCUGUAAAAGGGCAUUUAGCUCGGGUCAUCGGAGAACAAAUCUUAACAUAUGAAGAACUCUAUACUGUUCUUACGCAAAUUGAAGCACUAGUUAACUCGCGGCCGCUCUGUCCUCUUAGUUCAGACCCUAAUGAUUUAUCGGUGCUAUCGCCAGGACAUUUCUUAACUCUUGAGCCCGUCUCCGCAUUGCCAGAUGUUGAUUUGAGCCACUUAAAAACCAAAUUUUUGCAUCGUUGGCAGCUUUUACAGCGUCUUCACCAGGAUUUUUGGUUUUGGUGGCAUCACGAAUAUCUUCAAACGCUACAACAACGCGGUAAAUGGUUGUCUCCAUCUUAUAAUUCUGUUGCUUUGGGAGAUAUGGUUGUAAUUAAAAAUGAAUUAUUGCCACCGGCCCAAUGGAAAUUAGCUCGUGUCCUCCAGACGCAUCCUGGUGCAGACGGAAUUGUUCGCGUCGUUACAUUGCGCACUUCACAAGGAGAAAUAAAGCGACCAGUGGUAAAAAUUUGCCCUUUGCCAAUGUCUCCGCUUGCUUAAUAAUAAUUAAAACUCUCGUUUUAGGUGGGCGGAAUGUCGCGUCCUUAUUUUCUCAUAAUAAUUUAUAAUUUGUAUUUAGUUAAUUUAAAGAGAGCGUUGACAUUCGGCCCUAGUUUCGGUUGUUAAGAAAAACAAAAUGUUUUAUGUUAAAAAACAAGGUUUCGGUUUAUGUUGGUUUUUUCGUGUGAAUUAUUUGUAUUUGUUGGAAUCACUCGUCUUGAAACUAGAAAGUGAUAAUAUUGGAAAUUGCUCAGCAGAACCGCAGAUUUUAAAGAAUUAGUGAAGAUUCCUAUCAUCCCAACCUCUUUCCCUUCCUUUCCUAUUUUCCUACCUCAUCCUUUUGGUUGGAUUCUACGUGGGAGCACUCAAAGGCUCCCACUUGGCCUUGAAAUAGUCCCCGGCGACAGCCUCCCCCAAACCGUACUUCUUCACAAACUCCUUCAAAGACCACUUCAACCUGUGAGCCCUCGACAACUUCAAACUCCUCGGCUCGUCAAACGUCAAUCUCCCCUUUUGCUCGUACACCAAAAAGAUGUACCUGUGAAAACCGGUGUCUUUGGGGGGCCCCGAGCCGAAAUACUCCGCAAUAACGUCCCCGGAGCUGACGUCGCCCCCUUGAAUGUUCCCCACGAGCCAGUGUUUGACAUCGGCGAACGAAGGAUCGCUUCUUGAGGGGGCGUCUGGGUCGAACAUGACGAGAGUGUAGUAUUUGGAGGAGUCGGCGGUCCAGGUCACUUGGGGCUCGUCUUUGACCUCCGAAGGGGUGAGCUCUUCGCCGAGAUGGACCUUUUUGCCAUUGGGGUAGGUGACGAAGAGAUGGGCGUGGGGGGCGUCUCCGAGGAUUUGGGGAACUAUGCCGUCGGACUCCAUGUGCUAAAAUCGAUUAAUUUUAAAACUCAUUAAAGCAGAAAUUAUAAAAAAUUAAGUUUGUACCUUUUUAAUCUGAGCGUGAUGGUCAUGAGUUGAAACAAUUGCAACUAAAGUAGAUAUGAUAUUUAAAAGUAAGCAUUUUGUCACCAUUUUACUACUAAGAACUUAUUUUCUUUAUAACUCUAAAGGUGUUGCAGAAAUCAUAAUGAAAGUAGUUGUCUUUGGUUAAGGUCAAAAUACGUGACUUGAGUUUAUUGAACUUUGGCAAUAUCUUAAAGAUUAGAAAUUAUAAAUCCUUUUAGAUUUUUACUGUUUCAGGUCAAGAAUUUUAUCAUAAUUGUACCUAAAACAUCCUUACUGUCAUUUUAUUUAUUUUAAACCAUGU